This is a messenger RNA of Tachyglossus aculeatus (Australian echidna), 2417 nucleotides long. RefSeq names its product acylaminoacyl-peptide hydrolase (gene APEH). Gene Ontology annotation, biological process: proteolysis. The record is from RefSeq and is a predicted model, not a curated record. The transcript is spliced from 22 exons. Lineage: Eukaryota; Metazoa; Chordata; Mammalia; Monotremata; Tachyglossidae. Gene Ontology annotation, molecular function: serine-type endopeptidase activity. Bases 69 to 2258 code for a protein of 729 amino acids.
AUGAGGUGUCAGCCCAACCCCUCCCGCUCCGGGCAGGCCUGAAGCAUCCGGGCCGCCGAGGGCUCGCCAUGGAGCGGCAGGUGCUGACGGAGCCCACCGAGGCCCUCUCGGUGUACCGGAGGCUGAGCCGCUACCCCGCCUUGGCCGCCGCCAGCGUGGGGCCUGAGGUUGUCACCCAGUAUGGGGGCAGAUACUGCCCCAUCCAGACAGAAUGGCUGCAGCGGGACCUGGAGAGGAUGGAGGCCGUCCGCUUUUCCCGCCAGUACCUGGUGUUCCAUGACAGCGGUUCCGUGCUGUUUGCGGGGCCCGCGGGCACUUGCACAGAGACCAAGGGGGAGCUGCUGAGCAGAGAGUCUCCGUCGGGGUUAAUGAAAGCUCUUCUUCGCAAGAUCAGCAGCAAUUGCACAGGGGAGGACAAACAAUUCUUGGAGGUCUGGGGAAAGAAUUCCAAGAUGAGGACCGUCAACCUAACAGCUCUGGAGAAGCACGGGCCUGUGUAUGAAGACGAUUGUUUUGGUUGUCUGUCUUGGUCACACUCAGAGACCCACAUUCUCUAUGUGGCCGAAAAGAAACGCUCCAAGACAGAGUCGUUCUUCCAGGCCAAACCCACCGAAUUCACUGAUGAGACACCUACGAUGAAGAAAGAGGACAGUGCCGUCAAGGGGGAUCAAUUUGUAUUCCAUGAAGACUGGGGAGAAAGUUUGGGGUCCAAGAGCGUUCCCGUCCUGUGUGUCCUGGAUAUUGACAGUGGAAAUAUUUCUGUGCUGGAGGGAAUCCCUGACCAUAUCUCCCCUGGACAGGCUAUCUGGGCUCCCAGAGACACUGGCGUGGUGUUUGUGGGCUGGUGGCAUGAACCCUUCAGACUAGGAGUGCGUUUCUGUUCGAACCGCAGAUCAGCUCUGUUCUAUUUGAACCUCACCAGUGGGAAAUGUGAGCCUCUUACUGAUGAUUCCAAGGCGAGCUGGUCCCCCCGGUUGAGCCCAGACCAAUGCCACAUUGUCUACCUGCGAUACACUGCACUUGGUCCUCAUCAUCAGUGCAGUCAGCUGUGUCUGUUGGACUGGUAUACAAGACUCACAACUGUGAUAGUGGACAUUGUGCCCAGACAGAGUAAAGGAUACUUCUCUGGGAUCUACUGCAACUUACUGCCAGUGGCAUGCUGGUCUGAUGAUAGCCAGAGAGUGGUCUUUGAUUCUGGAAACCGGAGCCGCCAGGAUCUGUUUUCAGUGGACAUGCUGACAGGAAGUGUGAUCCCCCUGACUUCAGGGUUUCCUGCAGCGAGCUGGAAGCUGUUCACAGUACAGCGGGACCUCCUGGUGGCUCAGUUCUCCACACCCAACUGCCCACCCAGUCUGAAAGUAGGGUUUCUGCCGCCUCCAGGGAAAGAGGAGACCAUCUGCUGGAUGCCCCUGGAAGAUGCGGAACCCCUCAUGGAGAUAAUGUGGGGAAUCCGGACCCUACAGCCUCCCCCAGAGCAAGAGAAUCCGCAGUAUGCUGGGCUUGACUUUGAAGCAAUCCUCCUUGAGCCCAGUGUCCUGUCCAGAGGAAUCAAAAUUCCACUCGUGGUCAUGCCUCAUGGGGGCCCUCACUCAUCCUUUGUAGCAGGGUGGAUGCUGUUCCCUGCUGUCCUCUGCAAGAUGGGCUUUGCUGUCUUAUUAGUGAACUACCGUGGCUCCUCGGGCUUUGGCCAGGACAGCAUCUUCUCCCUGCCUGGAAACGUGGGGGACCAAGAUGUGAAAGAUGUCCAGUUUGCAGUGGAGCAGACGCUCCUGGAGGAGCAGUUUGAUUCAGGCCGGGUGGCGCUGAUGGGGGGAUCCCAUGGGGGUUUCCUCUCCUGCCAUCUGAUUGGCCAGUACCCGGAGGUAUACAAGGCCUGUGUAGCUAGGAACCCGGUCGUCAACAUCGCCUCUCUGUCUGGGUCCACAGACAUUCCUGACUGGUGCCUGGUGGAAGCAGGCUUUACCUACAGAGCAGAAUACCUACAUGAUCCGACCAUCUGGCAAGAGAUGCUGAAGAAAUCUCCAGUUUGCUAUAUUCCUCAGGUUAAGACACCGGUUCUGCUGAUACUCGGCCAAGAGGACAAGCGCGUUCCCUUCAAACAGGGCGUGGCAUACUAUCGGGCCCUCAAGGCCCGGAACGUCCCUGUGAGGGUCUUGCUGUACCCAAAGAGCAAUCAUUCGCUUUCUGAGGUGGAGGUGGAGUCCGACAGCUUCAUGAACACUGUGGUCUGGCUGUACAAGCACUUGGGCACCUGUUGAUCGGAGGCCCCUUCUUUGCCAUUUGCUCUGUUGGUUCUGAUCUCCCUGAGUCCCCCCAAGAGACACACACCAUUAACUGUUUAUUGAUAAGAUCAUUCAAUUUUGUUUCAGCAAAAUUUCUAAUAAAUAGAGGAAAGAGAAUCCAUUUUUCCUAGGAAA